This is a messenger RNA of Ruditapes philippinarum (Manila clam), 519 nucleotides long. RefSeq lists its product as uncharacterized. The record is from RefSeq and is a predicted model, not a curated record. The transcript is spliced from 4 exons. Bases 1 to 519 code for a protein of 172 amino acids. NCBI's taxonomy places the organism in Eukaryota, Metazoa, Mollusca, Bivalvia, Venerida, Veneridae.
AUGCAACAAGGAUUCAAAUCUGAACGAAAAUUGGUUAACCAUGCAUUAACCGGCGAAAAAAACGUCGCAGAUUUAUGGGAGAUAGUCGCUAUCGGCACGUUUUGCUAUGAACAGUCUUUACAGGUCACAUGUAGUACAGCAUACACAACAUCACCAGAACAAUUAUGGUGGAGGGUCGAGCUGACUUACGAGCUUUAUAUAAUUGGCCUUGUUCUCAUAAUACCAGAUUCAGGGACAGAGAAGUAUAGAGGUUUUACCAUAGAGAUAGGAAACGGCACGGGUGUAAAAGACUUAUGUUAUCAACAUGGAACUGACAGUAACGGAAGUAUCAAAAUGAAUAUCUACUGUGAAAAAGAGAUAAUUGGUAAUGUGGUGGAAAUUAAACUCGCUAAAAAUGUAGACAAGCUAACUCUAUGUGAGGUUAGAAUAUUUGGAGGUCGACAUUUAUCGUUUAACAAGUACACUUUGCAAAAAGAAACAACAUUUUGGAACGGAUUUUGGAAUUCAUCGUAUGCGUAG